AUGGCGGCCUACUACAACGGCGGCAGGCCCAUGCCAUACUCCAACACCGACGAGGGCUUCGACGGCGGCAGGACGAUUUACUCCACCCCCACCGAGUGCUACGACGCCAGCAAGCACGGCCUUGGCACCGGCCACGGCCAUGGGUAUGGCGGGACCAACAUGUACUCCAACACCACUGACGUCCAGUGCUUCGACUCCAGCAUGCACGGGCAAGGCCGCGGUGGCGGUGGCAGGACCAUGUAUUCCAACACCGCCCACGGGCUCUUCGACUCAGGCAGGCCCGGGCAUGGGCACAUCCACAGCUACGGGCACAACGACGGUAGGAUCAUGUCGUACACCACUACCACCACAAAGGAGUCCUUCGGCGGAGGCGAGCAGGGGCAGGGGUACUACAAGAAGGAGGUGAAGCAGCACAAGAACAGGGAGCUCCUCGGUGAGGUUGGCGCCUUUGCCCCGGUAAUUACUCAGGAAGUCAACAUCGCAUAA
This is a messenger RNA of Triticum turgidum subsp. durum (durum wheat), 486 nucleotides long. Lineage: Eukaryota; Viridiplantae; Streptophyta; Magnoliopsida; Poales; Poaceae. The record is from the annotation of a GenBank genome assembly.